AUGAAGACUUCCACGACAAUACUUGCAAUUACAUCAUGGGCGAGUUGUGGGAUUGUGGCAGCAAAGCCGAUAUAUGAUCAUCAACCUGCGCUGCUUCACGGACUACAGAUCGAGGAUUCGGAUUCAUACUCACCACCCUUUUAUCCUUCGCCAUGGAUGAAUCCUCGCGCGGAAGGAUGGGAGGACGCGUAUCAAAAAGCGCGGGACUUUGUAUCCCAGCUGACAUUGCUGGAGAAGGUCAACUUGACGACAGGUGUUGGCUGGCAAAAUGGACCCUGUGUUGGUAAUACCGGAUCAGUACCUCGCCUUGGUUUCAAGGGACUCUGUUUGCAAGAUUCCCCUCAAGGUGUGAGAUUCGCAGACUAUGUCUCGGCUUUCACAUCCAGUCAGAUGGCAGCCGCUACAUUUGACAAGACCGUUCUAUAUGAGCGCGGUGUUGCCAUGGCCCAAGAGCACAAAGGCAAGGGCAUCACGGUACAACUGGGUCCUGUAGCUGGGCCGAUGGGACGCGCUCCUGAAGGAGGUCGAAAUUGGGAAGGGUUUUCGCCUGAUCCCGUUCUGAACGGCAUCGCCAUGGCCGAGACGAUCAAGGGUAUGCAGGAUACCGGAGUAGUGGCCUGCGCCAAACACUACGUCGGGAAUGAACAAGAGCAUUUCCGCCAGACAGGCGAGGCCGCAGACCACGGAUACAUUAUCGCCGAAUCGAUCUCUUCUAACAUUGAUGACCGCACUAUGCACGAAAUGUACCUGUGGCCCUUUGCCGACGCUGUGCGUGCUGGUGUUGGUUCCUUCAUGUGCUCCUAUAAUCAGAUCAACAAUUCCUACGGAUGCCAGAACAGUCACACACUGAAUAAGCUCCUCAAGAGCGAGCUGGGUUUCCAGGGCUUCGUGAUGAGUGAUUGGCAGGCACAGCAUUCCGGCGUGUCAUCGGCCCUGGCUGGGCUCGACAUGACGAUGCCGGGCGAUACAGUAUUUGACUCGGGAUUCAGCUUCUGGGGAUCCAAUCUCACUAUUGCCGUUCUGAACGGUACCGUGCCCGAGUGGCGCAUCGACGAUAUGGCGAUGCGUAUCAUGGCAGCCUAUUUCAAAGUCGGACUGACUAUCGAGGAUCAGCCUGACGUGAACUUUAACUCGUGGACCUUUGAUACCUACGGAUACAAAUACUUCUAUAGUAAGCAGGACUAUGAGAAAGUGAAUUGGCAUGUGGACGUGCGUGCAAACCACGCAAAACAGAUUCGUGAGACUGCCGCCAAGGGAACCGUUCUGCUCAAGAAUGUCAACGGCGCGCUUCCCUUGAAACAACCUCACUUUGUCGCGGUGGUUGGCGAAGACGCGGGGCCAAACCCUAAGGGUCCAAACGGAUGUGCUGAUCGCGGCUGCGACGAGGGUACCCUUGCGAUGGGAUGGGGAUCUGGGACGACUCAAUUCCCAUUCCUUGUGACUCCAGACUCGGCGCUUCAAGCCAAGGUCUUGGAAUAUGGUGGUCGAUAUGAGAGCAUCUUUGACAAUUACGACAGCAGCGCUAUCUCCGCGCUUGUCUCUCAGCCAGACGCUACUUGUAUAGUCUUUGGUAACGCGGAUUCUGGCGAAGGCUAUAUCACCGUCGACGGCAACUGGGGCGACCGGAACAAUCUCACUCUGUGGCAGAAUGCGGAUGAAGUGAUCCGCAAUGUGAGCUCUUUGUGCAAUAACACCAUCGUCGUCCUUCAUACUGUCGGUCCAGUUCUGCUGAAUGAUUACUAUGAGCAUCCCAACAUCACUGCGAUUGUUUGGGCCGGUCUGCCUGGAGAGGAAUCGGGCAAUGCCCUUGUGGAUAUUCUCUGGGGCUCAGUCAACCCAGCUGGUCGAACCCCAUUCACCUGGGGCAAGUCUCGCGAGGACUACGGCACCGAUGUGAUGUAUGUUCCCAACAACGGAGACCAGGCACCUCAGCAACUCUUCUCCGAGGGGAUCUUCCUCGACUACCGACACUUUGAUCAGGCCGGCAUUGACCCGAUCUACGAGUUUGGUCACGGUCUCUCAUACACCACGUUCUCCUACACCGAUCUGCGCGUCGUCAAGAAGCACGCUCGUCCCUAUCGACCCACGACAGGCAACACCAUUCAAGCCCCCGUCAUCGGACCCUUGCCUAGCCAAUUCCUCAGCGACUACCAAUUCCCUUCGGAAUUGAAGUACAUCUCAACCUACAUCUACCCCUACCUCAACAGCACCGAGUCACUCCGCGCCGCCUCCGAGGACCCCCAGUACGGCAGCACCGCCUUCAUCCCGCCUCACGCCCUCGACGGCAACCCGCAGCCUCUCAACCCAGCCGGCGACCCCGUCACCAGCGGCGGCAACAGCAUGCUCUACGACGAGCUGUACGAAGUCACGGCCAAAAUCACCAACACUGGCGGGUUAGCCGGUGACGAGGUCGUCCAGCUCUACGUCAACUUGGGCGGCGACAAUCCACCUCGCCAACUCCGUGCAUUCGAUAGGAUGCACUUGCUUCCGGGCGAGAGCAAGACUUUCAGAGCGAAUUUGACGCGUCGCGAUUUGAGUAACUGGGAUGUCAAGACGCAGAAUUGGCGCGUGAUCAAGUCGGCCAAGGAGGUUUAUGUUGGACGGUCGAGUCGGGACUUGCCUUUGCGUGCACGACUCGAGGCGUGGUGA
Molecule: messenger RNA, 2649 nt
Organism: Penicillium diatomitis
Lineage: Eukaryota; Fungi; Ascomycota; Eurotiomycetes; Eurotiales; Aspergillaceae
Product: beta-glucosidase
Exons: 3
Coding region: 1-2649 (882 amino acids)
Biological process (GO): glucan catabolic process
Molecular function (GO): beta-glucosidase activity
Source: RefSeq, a predicted model, not a curated record